Molecule: messenger RNA, 691 nt
Organism: Fomitopsis serialis
Lineage: Eukaryota; Fungi; Basidiomycota; Agaricomycetes; Polyporales; Fomitopsidaceae
Exons: 4
Coding region: 77-433 (118 amino acids)
Source: RefSeq, a predicted model, not a curated record
GGCUGCUCGGCGUAGAGAGGAUAAACGACUUUCGUUCAAGCUGAACCGGCGCUAAACCCUUCGUCGAGUGUGUUGAAUGCGUGCACGCGAACUUCGUCUGGCGCUUCCGCCACCAACCCUGGUCCAACGCCCUCCGAGUCUGGUUCUCCUCAUCCUCCCGCACUGGCGGUUUUCAGCUCGCCCCUCAGACCAGCUUCGCCGGGCCUAUAGAUCAACGGACACUCUCGAGUACUAUGACACUCGAGGCUGUAUGCGUCCCUGCGUUUGCUUGUGGCACUGGCGGUGGGCUGCAGAGGCGCAUCGGGAUCAGCCCGCAGCACUGCGACGUGCACCGAGUCACGAAGCACGCCCCUUACCGAGGAUGCAUGGAGGGUUGGGCGCACGCUGCGUGGGAGGCGAACACGACACGACGAGAGAAAGAAGGGCACGGUGAGUAUCAGGCAAUGAAGAAGUGUUACAAGAAAUGGGUCUUUCCAAAGUCGCCGUGAUGGAUAGCAUCCAAAAUGACCUCAUUGGACACUAUGCUGGUACUGACGAUACCUGCCGCUCGUGCUUCACCAGAACAUGCUCAGCAGACCUGACAGCACCCUCUCCAGAUGUUGCAUGGCAUCCUCGGAUAUCAUAUAGCAUUUCAUAUGUGUGAGCGCAUACUCGUUCGUAGUCUGUACUUCAUGACCUGAGCCAUUCGAAU